Molecule: messenger RNA, 2193 nt
Organism: Ruditapes philippinarum (Manila clam)
Lineage: Eukaryota; Metazoa; Mollusca; Bivalvia; Venerida; Veneridae
Product: aquaporin-10-like
Exons: 7
Coding region: 264-1211 (315 amino acids)
Biological process (GO): water transport; glycerol transmembrane transport
Cellular component (GO): plasma membrane; basolateral plasma membrane
Molecular function (GO): water channel activity; glycerol channel activity
Source: RefSeq, a predicted model, not a curated record
CAUCACGUAAUAAUGUUAUGCAUAUGUCUUUAUGUUAUACAUUUGACGAUAUAAACAUCUUAUAAAAUUAAUGAGUGUAUAAUUUGAAGUAUUGGCUAUACACAUGUAUAGCUAAUGUUACGGUAGAGAUUUUUCUUUUAAAUCUACUAAAUCGCUCAUAGCAUGGACUUAUACAUCAUAUGAGUGCUUGAUCUUUCUUUGGAUUAAACUAUACAUAUAUCAGGAUAGACCAAGAAUCCAUGUUCACAUCUUAAACCUACUGAAUGAUGAAGGCUUUUACAUUAUACAAGAUUGGUCGAAUAAGAAAUAAAUGGAUUACCGACGGAUUGUCCGAAAUCAUGAGCACAUUUAUGCUAGCUCUUUUCGUGUAUGCAUCUGGUGCUCAGGAUGUGUUGACCCGUGGAGCUGCAAGUUCCCCAACUGGUCGAGCAUUAGCAGCGGGAGUUGGUCUGAUGCUGGCGGUAUACUGUGGUUUUAAUGCUUCUGGUGCCUGUGUCAACCCGUGUAUUGCAUUGAUGUUUUGUUUGACGGGAAAGCUACAGUGGAGGAGGUAUCCAGUCUACGUGAUAUGUGAAUUUACAGGAGCAUUCAUAGCCGCUUGUUUCACUUAUGGAAUAUACUCUGAAUUGAUAAGUAAUUUUGACGGAGGCAAACGGCAGAUGUACGGAGAGAAUGCAACGGCGCAUAUAUUCACAUCGUUUCCGAGAGAUGAUCUUUCUAAAACAACAGGAUUCUUUGAUAUUUUCACAGGAUGUGGUCUGCUGACAGGAACAACGUGCAUGUUAACUGAUCCCAAUAAUGCUAAAACGGCUUCAGGGGUCAUACCUUUGUCACUUGUGUUCUUAUUGUACGGCAUCCUGAUGUCCUUUGGGUUUCAAACAGGUGCUCCAAUUAAUCUAACAAUUGAUUUCUCUGGUCGAGUCUUUACUUACUGUGCUGGAUAUGGAUCAGAAGUUUUUAGUCGAGGAGAUUACUGGUUUUGGGUUCCACCAGUCGCGUGUGUCUGUGGAACAAUAGCGUUUGUGACAACAUACCAGUUAAUGAUAGGCAACCAUCUCCCGAUGGAUGAUGAAGAUGACAACGACGACAAAGAAGGAACGGUGAAAUCCAGUGAAAAUCGUGACGGGUUCACAAAAGAUUUAAAUCACUUUUCGUCAAAAGAUUCAAUAAACACAAAUGACACAUACAUUGCGGAAAAUACUAAGAUAUAGUAUAACUUGCACUGUACUGGCGUAUAAAAUGUAAAAGAUACACGUUCUAAAAGUGUUCAAUUGCCACAUAAUUGCCAAAAUUGUGUUGAAUUUUGCUCAAAUACGGACACAAUCAUUUUUCACGAUGAUAAAAGUGGUGUUGGUGGUAUUGGUAGUUUUCACUCCGGAUCACGGCACAUUCAAUUUACCAGAGCACAGUUCAAAGUAAUCAUGCCGCCAAUUAAUAUAGACACGCUGUUGACUAAUGGUGUCUCUUUUGUGUACAUGAUACGUAUAUCGAACAUCAUGUUUGCUUGUUUCACAACGUAUAUUUCUAUGUAUACACCAAAUGUAUUCAGCUUGAAUUUUUUACAUUAUUAAAUUGCUUACAUUAUUAGAAAUUGAAACGGUUUGCUUGCAACAUUCAAGAGAAUUAUAUACACAAAGGAAAUUUAACUGUUGCAAUAACACAGAAAUUGAUCCACUUAUUAUUUCAUUUUUAUCUAUUGCCAUUUCAUCUUUGCAAUUUUUGAAAUGUAAUUAUUUGAAAAACGAUAUUAUGUAAACCACAUUAUCUGUUAGACAAAUCUAAGAAACUAUCAUGUAAAAAGGUAAAUUUGAUUUCAGAAUUCUGUUUGAAAAAUAAUAAUUGUUAUUAAAAAGUAAAUUACCACAAAAGGUAUUAAGUGUGUGGCACCUUUUUGGUAUUAUCUUUGUCUAACUUUCAGUUUUUGCUAUUCAGCGCUUAAUCUUUAAAAAAUGUAUUUCUUUCUCUUUUAUUUUGUUUUAUUUUUGUUUUGUUAGUUUUUGCCUUUAUUUCUUUUUAUAUGUUUUAAUACAUAUUUAUAGAUGGUAUGUAAUUGCCUGCAAUAUUGAAUGUGCAUAUACAAUAAAAUGAUUAUAUCUGUACAUAUUCCACCCUGUUGGUACCAUUGCUAUAUAUUUGGUGAUAUAAUUCAUUUAUUGCUAACACUUUUUUGCUUUGUGAUAAAUAGGACAAAAA